Diversispora eburnea is the source of this 756-nucleotide messenger RNA. The record is from the annotation of a GenBank genome assembly. Lineage: Eukaryota; Fungi; Glomeromycota; Glomeromycetes; Diversisporales; Diversisporaceae.
AUGGAUAACGAAAAAUUAUCCAAGCACAUCCCAUCUGCCGAUGAUGGUGAUGUGAUCGCCGAUACGGCAGAAUAUAACUCAAAUGAAAUUCAACGGUUUAAGGUUGAACAUCGCUUACUUAUAUCUAUUUGGCAAAUGUGUUUUUCUGCGCCAGUCGAAGAAAUCCUUACAUCGGGUAGUGCGAAGGUACUUGAUGUAGAGUGCGGUUACGGAAUUUGGUUAACGGAAGUGGCCCACGAAUACCCAAAAGCAACUUUUAUAGGAAUAGAUUCUUCUAAAAAAAUUUCCUAUUAUGGUACCUUUGAUUAUGUACAUUUUCGUAAUGGCUCAAUCGCCGUUUCAACUGAUCCAAAAAUUAUCCCUGAAAUGGUACGAGUCCUGAAGGUCGGAGGGUUCAUUGAGCUUUGUGAAGUUGAUGCCCACAAUGUCAACGAAGGCCCGUUUAUGAAGCGAAUAGCCAAUAGUGAUGGAAUGAUAGGAGAAAAGGUAGAUGAGAUUCUUUUGAAAAAUGGCAAAAUAACUAAUAUUAUUCAUCUACAAAGAUAUGGUCAACUUGGGACAUGGGGUGGUGAAAAGGGUACUAUGGCUGUAAAAAACUUUCGAAAUAAUUGGCUAGCACUUAAGUACCAACUCGCAGAAUUUAUGAAAAUCAGCCCCGAAGAGUUCGAUACACUCGUCGAGGAUUGUGUACGAGAAACCGAGCUUUUUCGCACAUAUUUUAAAACUCACCGUAUCUAUGGUCAAAAAAUCAAAUAA